Messenger RNA from Bacillus rossius redtenbacheri, 9460 nucleotides. RefSeq names its product condensin-2 complex subunit H2-like. Gene Ontology annotation, cellular component: condensin complex; nucleus. Gene Ontology annotation, biological process: mitotic sister chromatid separation; meiotic chromosome condensation. The record is from RefSeq and is a predicted model, not a curated record. Lineage: Eukaryota; Metazoa; Arthropoda; Insecta; Phasmatodea; Bacillidae. Gene Ontology annotation, molecular function: chromatin binding. Bases 966 to 3233 code for a protein of 755 amino acids. The transcript is spliced from 15 exons.
UUUCUGCAGGAUCCACUUUAGGCGGUGAAGAUGCAUAUUUCUCAAACAAUUUUUUCAAAUCCAUUAUAAACAAUUAAAUUUUAAGUAAUUAACCUACGCUCUUUGUACUGAUAAUUUCUGAAAAGCUUGAACUAGAAAAUGUUUUCGUUAAUAUUAAAUAGUACAUCUUACGCUUCCAAUGACGAUAAAUGAAAAAUAAUAACAUUUAUAAUUUCGAUUUAACAUCCGUGAAGAAACGACAACAAAGUGUUUUUUUUUUUUGGACAACAGAAGGUUGCAAACAUACGAGACUGGAAGUUAUUGAGGUGGAAAAUAUGGACCAUUACACUUGCGUUAUUUAGCUGAAACACUGACACAGAUUCACUGUUCUGCUUUAAAUAUCCUGCGACUUAUUAACAGAGAACAUUUUAAUUUUAGUGUAAGUUGUAUAAAGUUUAAAUGAUCUUUUAAAACAAAACAUUAGUGUAAGAUGUUGUGUUUCUGGCCCUGUAUUGAGACAGUUAACUUACGCCAUGUUGCUUUGUUUGUUAUUAACGGCCGCCAAGUGUAUAUUGUGAAAGUUUUUUUUAAAUAAAAAUAAACACGUGUGUUUGCAUCUUAUUGUAUAGAUAAACAGACACUUGCAAUGUACUUUUGAUUAAUUAGUCAUGAUGGCAACUAUUUCAGUGAUAUUUCUAAUGCAAAUGUUUUCGUGUAGUACUUAGUAUUCUUUAGGGGACAGUGUCCACAAUAUAAUUUACAUUGAAUUUAAUUGAAUUAAUAUUACAUUUGGGCGUCCACCGAAAGCAUAUUUUACGGUUAUACAGAUGUUUACGUGUGCAAUAUAAUUUAAAACUGACUAAUGUUUUACAGAAGUGAUGAUCGUUAGAAACAUGACACCAAGCUGACUCAGAAAUUUAGGCCACCGUCGGAUUUGGUGCAUUCUUGCUGUUAUCGGAAAGGAUUGAACAGUCCAGAAAUCCAAGAUGGAUGACGGUGAUUGGGGAGGCGCAGAGAACGAUGCAUUGUUUGAUACCAUGCUGAAGUCGAUUCUGAAGCCUCCCUCGGAUCUUCAGAAAAACUGGGAUGUCAACCUGAUUAAGCUGUGCGACAGGUUCCUGCGGAAGAUUGGACGCGCGAUGCAGGAGGGCUGCUCCUACGUGGACUUCGUGGAGGCGGCCAUGGUGGUACAGUCCUCCGCUGCCGUCUACGCCAGGAAGGUGGACUACCUGUGGGUGCUGCUGGAGAAGCUGCUCAUCACCUUCCGAUCCAAUCCGACAGAGGAGCAAGAGCCAGGUCCUGUGGGCCAGGAGGGCCCCAGAAGGGUUCGCCGUACUGCUCGUAUGCUGGAAGGGGAGGACUACAGCGAUGUGCGGCUCAAAUUGCCAGACUCCAGGACUAUAGACAUGAAGCCAAUCAGGGAGGACAGCUUGGAAGAGUUUGAGGAGGCGGACUUCUUCAUCCAGGACCUCAUGAAUAACAGAGAAACUGGGCCGUCGAUGCCCCUCUUCGAUGUGCACGAUGACAUGAUUGGCAACCUGCACGACUUCAGGAUGAACCGGCGGCUAGUGGACGGCAUGUGGCUAGCAGAUGCUCUGCCUGUCUUUGAGUUUCAAGGUCAGCAGAGUCGCUCUUCUGUGUCAGGCUGCCAAAGACUUGAAGAGGCGGAGGAGCAAGAGUGGCCAGCGCCCGUGGAUGAGCCUGCCUCUUGUGAACCGACUCUUGAGACACUGGGAGGAGCUGCAGAAGCAGAGGACAGGCCUUCCACUCCUGACCAGCGUCCACCAACCCCUUCGCCCCCGCCACAGUCUCCCCCACCGGCGACGCCCCCACCUCCUUCCCCUGGACAGGGCUCUGACGUCGAGAUCUCCCGCGCCGCUCCGGUUCGAUCUGACGCUCGUCUGAAACUGGUGGACGCAGUUGUGGCCUCGGAGGAGCUGACCAAGCGUUGCAAGGCGGACAUUCCCGACAAGCCGCUGGUGGUUAACGUGUGCACCCGUCCCGAGUGCGUCUUUUGCGGGGAGAGGCACGAGAAGAAAGGCAAGAAGGAGUGCUGCAAGUCGGAGGCGGAGAUAGAGUGCUGCCUGAGCGGCAUAGAGGCCAUGCUGCUGGACGACGUGAUCAAGCCGGAGCUCACCAAGCUGGGGGGGUUCCAGUUCAGCCGGGACUGCCUGCUGGGGCUCCGCAAGUCGCAGCUACGCGCCAUCCAAGAGCCGGCGUGCCUCGCCGACUGGACCAGCUGUACCUUGAAUGAUGUAAAGAUGAUGUUUGAAGAGGAAGAAGAAGAUGAUGAUGAAGAAGGAGACUUCCGGGGAUUCGACCUAAAAUUGAAUGAAGUUCUUCAGCUGGAUGCUUUGCAAGCGCUGCAGCAAAGUGCUGAAGAAGGGAACGACAUAGACCCGGAGGAUGCGGGCGGCAGCCAACACGAGGAUGAGUUCCCGGCGUCGCAAGGAGAGGUGCCUCUGCCGGUGGACAUUUCGCUAGGGCAAGAUGUCAUCAGUGCUCAGCUUGCCGGGCCAUCUCCAGAACCUGAGACCCAGCCCAUUCCCAUUCUGUGGCAGCCGGACUCUAUCAACGAUGCGGACGAGGUGGAGGCCCGAGCUGCCCGUGUGAUGGCCUGGCACGACAGCCUGCGGCCCUUGCUGGUUGGGGCGGAGGGCCGGAGCCACGUGGACAUACACGAGUACGGCUCCCGCCUGCUCGCGGCAUUUCCCUCUGGCCCCCAUACCCCCCGCACACUCUCCUUGCAGCAGGCGCUGAGGGCAGAGCCACGGGAAGACACCUGCCGCUACUUCCUGGCCGCGCUCAUGCUCGCGAACACUCGCAACGUGGAGAUAUCCAAGAGCAAUGACUCGCCGCUGGCGAUGGACUGCGUGGAACUGACCCUGCUGGAUAGGUCUCGACGCCACGAGCUCAUGGAGGAGGAGUGUGCCUCCAUCACGACCAGCGACAGGAGUCGCAAGCGUAAGAAAGUGGCUGGCCAAAUGGGGAGGUCACAGAGCACUCUGGUGGAACAACCCCUGAGGGAGUCCCCGAACCGCAUCAACAUAAUGUCGCGGGGCUCAGCCGGCUGGGGCCGGGCCCCGCUGGCCCCGGGUGCCUCUCGCCUCUCCGCCAAGUGCCCCGGCGACCCGCAGCCCGGCCCGAGCUGGGCAGGCGACGCCAACGACUGGGCGAGCGACAUCAGUGACGGCGUGGACCUGAGUGAUGUUCGGACGCUCGGCGCAAACACCAGCAAACGGAGGAAAUUGUAGCGUUUGUGGUACGGGGGGAGGGAUCGCUGUUAGUUGGACGUAGUGUGGUUUUCCUGGACUUGGGGGUGAUUUCAUCGGUGGGACAGCUAGCCUAUUUAUUGAUAAACUAGAGUUUCUAUUUACUGUACUUUGAUCAUUUCCUUUCGUACCGUAUUCACAAAGUCAGCCUUAGUCAUGUCUUCAUGUACUUUUAUUCUUUAUGUGCAAUUUAUUACCGUUUUUAAUUACUUAUUUUUAGAUUUUUAAAAUUUUCAGUUUUAUAUUCUUGCCUCUUCUGUCUUAUGUAUAAAUAAUAAAGUUCUACAGUAGAAAGCAUAAUGAUAAGAAGAUAAUCAUUAUCAUUUGUACAAAGUCUUGCAGUUUUAUGCAUGUUUUUUUGCAUCUUUUCUUCACUUUUUUACUGAAAUAAAUCUACAUGAGAGUUCUUACUACAUUAAUUUGACAUUUUGAAGUGUCACCUCAGUGAUUCCAGUAAUUUUGUAAUUUGAACAGAAAUAGUAAUCAAAUCAUUAAUGGUAUUGACUUGUCUUUUAAUAAUUUUAUUUUUUGAUGUGCAAGUCUUUUUUAUUGUAUACUGUUUUAAGUUUACUGUAAGUAAACUGGAAUUUAUUUGUAAUUGAUCUUUGGCGAUGUCAUAAAACAAGUAAAUAAGUAUAUUUUGCAAAUAAAUAUCUAUCUACCCGUAUUUGAAAGCCAAAUUUAGAAAUUUUCGUUUUAUCUGUUGAAAGACAUGUUAAAUGUUGUAUGAUGUAGUCACAGAUGAAUGGGGGGAGUUUCUACAAUGCUCCACAGUGUGGAAUGUUCUGCAGGCAGGAACCUGUAGCUGUUAGGAUUGUGGAGGUGUUAACCAACAUCCGAGUCGUAAAUUGGCACCAACUAAGCUCGUGUACUUAGGCCAGACAGAGUCAUCAUUAAGAUGAUCAAAUAAUUGUUGUGUAGUUUUCAAGUUUGCUCAAGUGAUUAGAAAUUGUGACUCAUAAAUUUAGUAAAACAUGAACUCUGUGUUUCAUAGAUACAUUUGUCGAACAGAAGCAGCCAUAUUUAGUUAUGAUUACUGAUGCACAGUGGUGUGUGUUCACAUCAUAAGCUGUACCUUUCUAUUAAUUUUUUGCAAGUCUCUGAGAAAUUGUAUUCCAAUAUUACAUGCAAGUUCAACCGUUAUGCUGCUAGUACAGUUUCCAAAUCAUAAACAAGUUUUGUCCAAUCAAGCUAUAUGAAGCAUUCACUUUGUAGAUAUUAAUUCUUGCUAUGACUGGUUUGCCAGCAAAAAUUUUAGCUUGUUGAGGUUAUAUUUUCAAAAACAGGUUACCACUAGAGUGUUCAGAAAUUACCAGGACAAUGAUUUUUUUUUUUUUCCUGAAAUUUUAAUUUUGAGUUUUGUAAUCAACAAAAACAUUGUCUAAAUUAGAACUUCACAUUUAAUAAAAAAAAAUUAUUAAAUGGCUAUUUGUUUUUGAGUGUGUUUGAUGUCAGUCUCAUUUUAAAGUUGUGGGUUUUUGAAAAGGUGUUUGUGUGUGUGUUCUUUUCUGUUAAUGUGUUAGUGCUUGGAAAUCUUCCAAAUGUUAGCUGGCUCUACUCUCAAACCUUAAAACUUUAAAUUUAUAAAUUAAUUUUUAUACCUGUUUUUGUACAACGUUCUAAAAUAUGUAUUCAAAUUUACCUAGUAGUAAAUUAUUACUUUGUGAUUUUUUUUAUUAUUUUAUUUUUAUUUUUAAUUAUUGACAUAAAACAGAAUUAUGAAUGUUUACUGUUCAUGAUGAUGAUGAUAAGCCCUGGCCUGUAUACUGUCAAUAUGAUCUAGUGCUGUUUUGCUCUGUAGUUAUAGUAGUAAUAAUGAUGCUGUGGUUAAUGCUAUUGAAUUUUUUUUGCAUGUAUUUGAAGUAUUUAGCAGAUUAUUAAAUGUAUUUUAAUGUUACUCUGGCUGAGGUUAGGGGAAAUGAGGUUUCACUAUAAUUUCUUCUUUAAAAAGUUUAAUUUAUUCACAAAACACUGAACUUAAAAAAGGUUUGGAGUGGGGUGCAGUAUGAAGUGCAUGUAUGGAAUUGUCACAUGCCAUGGGUAAUUUUUAAUAUAUUUUAAAUUCAUGUUUUGUGGACCAAGUAUUUUUUAAUAUCAUAGUGGUACUGCAGUUGGGAAAUGUAAAGAAAUUGAUUUGUUUUUAAAAUAAUUUCUUCUCUUUAGUACAUAAAUACCCAAAGACAGUACUUAAGUUUAGAAAUUUUUAAUAUAAUUGAAGAUGAAAAGCAACAUGGCAACUGUAGUAAAUAUGCUUAAAUCCUGCCAAAACUCUUUUUGAUGCAUGUAUGACAAAAUAUGCAAAGUUCACUGCAUAGAUUAUUGUUGACUUACUUAUUUUUUUUUAAAGCAAAUUUUGCUUUUAUCACAUGCUUGAUAAAAAAAACCUUAUAAUUUGACUGAGAAGAAGAACAAAACAAUUUAUGAGGUACAAGUAUAGGUAAAUUUGAUAAUACCUAUUAGUAAAUACCUGACAAAUAUGAGGUUAUUUUUUUCUUAAAAUUGUGUUCUUUACAAAAUGCACAACAAAUAUGAGUUAAUUUUAUAUAUUUUUUUGCAUUUUUUAUGGCCUAGAAGUUUUAAAACAAACUUAAAUCAAUAUUUAUUGUGUGUAAAUAGGUUCAUAGAAAUUCUAUUUCAUAAAUGUCUUAUCUUACUGCAUUUAAUACUUAAGUGCAGAAAAAUCCUUAAUGUAAAAUGUUAAAUUUAGACAUUAAAAGACAGCAUAAUGAACACUUCAACACAAAACUGGCUUCUUUCUGAUUAGCAGUACUGAGGAGAACUUUUCUGGUGCCUCUUUCAUCAGUAGGAGUGAUUGACACGGCUUCUUUUAAACAUGAAGUGUCAGCUAUAAAUAAAAUAAAUUGAGUUUUGCUACUGCAGAAAAAAAACCAUUUGUAAAAAAAAAACAAAAAUAAUGCAGCGACAGACUGGUUGCAUGGUUGGGGGGGGGGGGGGGGGUCGACCUUCGCUGACUGUCAAAGGAAAGCAAGGAGGAAGGGAGGGACUCUGUCACAUCCCCAUUUGCGAUCUUUUGUUCUCUCCCUCUCUCCCCAUUCCCCCUUGUUUUGCAAAGUGUUAUCUUGUUUCAUCUUUCAUACUCAUGCCAAUUCAGGAUGCAAUCAAAAGUGACAUAAGUGAUGCAGUUUAGAGGCAGAGUGUAGUUUUUCAACUAAUAUUUUCCUGUAGCUGACAGCAAUCUGAAAGGCUUGAAGUUCCAGCAGAAGUACAAAACUAUUGCACAAUUGGGAAUGUAGAGGUAAGAUUAAAAUGUUUAAAUAUACAAAAAAUUUAGUAGAACCCCUUUUUUUUUCAUAAUUAAAUUUACAAUUUUUAUCCUAUGCAUUUUUUCCUACAAUCCACAGUUUUUGAGAUACUUUUGACGAGAAAGCCUUGAAAUGUAACAUUCGUGAAAUGAGAGUCUAUGUUUGUAGGAAUUUGUGUAAAAGAUGAAAAUAUUAAAAAAUCGCGUUUCAACUUCAAAGCAUCAGAGAUCUAUUUAUUUUUUGAGUAUAUCGUGAUUGCAAAUUUUGAAGGUCUUUUCCAAUUAGUACAAAUGAAAAAAGGUCCAUGCAAUUACACAGAAAAUGGAGGGGGGAGGACUAAAAAUUUGGUCACAUGGUAGUUCUAUUAUGAGUUAAGUGCAUGCCAGUUAAUUUGAACAUUUUGGAAAUGACUUAAUAGCAAUCAUUUGUGUCAACUGGUGUACAUACCGUAUUUACCUGAAUAUAAGGCAAUGACUUUCAUCAAAACUGUUAAAACUAAUGUGGAGGUUGCAUUAUAAUCACAAAACUUUAUCUUGCCAUUGGGAACAGCUUAGAUAAAAAUCUACAUGCUCUGCCUGUAACCUACAUCACUUGUGUCACUUUAGUCCGAGGCUACCUGAACCACUGCACAGGCAUGGCAGAUGAGAGAGGAUAACACUUAGAAUGUGGAUAAGGGUGAGGGUGCAAUGGGAGUUGGUUGUUUUAGGCUUCCUUUAACUUCUCUUCUCUGUGACUACUGGCGAAGAUAUCCCCUCUCCCUCAUUCACCAUCCCAGGCUACCAUGGCAUUCUUUGCUCUCUGAAAUACUGCUUUUGAACUACCCAUGCUGUCAUAAAACACAAUUUUUACAUGAAUUUCUGUCGUGUUUUUAAUUUCCGACAUGCCUUUAAACUUGAGCAGGGUGUCACUUCGGCUUAGGAUUCGACAUUGCUUAAAACUCGUAAACUAUGAAAGCUACAGAGUUGCAGUAAAUAUAUCUGAGUAGUAGGUACAAACUUUGCUCAUGGUCGUUACGUAUGACUCUCCCGGUUAGCAUUUGCAGUGAUGACGUAAUGAGCGUUGAUGGGGAGCGUUGAAUUGGAAGUCAGUGAGAGCUGCAACUCCAAAAGUAAUUGACUGAUUUGUGUGAGUGCAUUGAGUGGUGCUAGUUGAGUGGAAUAACUAUAAUGUUACUAUGGUUUUGGAGCCUUUAAUCUCAAAGUCCCUAAGUAAAAACUGGUUAUAUUGAAGGGGAAAAAAAGAAGAGUGAAAUUGCCUGAGAAGAAGCAAUUAAAAACAUAGAGAAGUUCAUAGGUAUCAGAUGAGGCAAAAAGUAGCAGAGAAAAAUGAGCCAGUGGAGCAAAACAAGCCCUCGAACGAGGUGCAAAAUUUGAGCUCGAGUGAGCCUCUGCUGUCUACCUCGUGAGAAGCAACAGGAAUGCCGAAAAUUGUUCGCUGAUGAUUGUGAUGUCAGUUGAGUCAGUUGAGCGAAUAAUUGUGAACAAUGAGCAGAGUUGGUUGAUUUUUGGUGUCACAGUUUUUCUGACGUGGCUGCCUGACUGCCAAGUAAGACAUUCAUCAAAUUCAUGUCAAGAAAUAAAGCAACAUCAAUUUUUUUUUAAAUUAUUUUAUUUAUUUUAUACAAAACAUUGCCGUUCAGCGCGAUGGAAAUUCAUGAAACAAACCCCUGGCAUCUAUCUGUAGUUUAAAAUACAGCCUACCCAGAAAUUUUUUUCUUGUAACUGCUGCUUGGUGUUUAAAAAAAAAGCCAUGUAAAUCACUCUACUGACAAAAGUGGUAUAUGAAAAGGUUUAGUAAGUGUAGAAUAAAUUUACUAAUUUAAUUAAUUUUCAAGUGCUAUGUACUGCAAUGGUAAUUUCCACUCCAUAAAGUCUUUUUCUUGAGCUCAAAAUAAAAAAUCUUGAGGUCAACAUUUUUUCGGAUAAAUACAGUAAUUAAAUUUAAACUAGUGAUGAAUCAAAUCUGAAUUUUCUUAAAUCAUGUACACCAAAUCCAAGACUUGGACUGGUGUCUUGGGUCAAAAAUGAAAUUAUUUUCAAUAAAUAAAAGAUAUUACAAUGGCCUGAAAACAUUAACUAUUUAAAUGUUUGUUUCAUUAACUAAUUUUCCAGAAUUAUUACAUAUUGUAAUUUUAUUAAUAUUACACAACACAUGUAUUGGGGAGCAAUAAUAGGACUUUAAAGUUUUCACUUUUUUAUUUUUUUUUAAUUCACUACAUUUCCUGCAGUAGUUUUAUUAAAAUCUUUUGAAUACUAAAGAUUUGAUGGGAUUUGAAGUUUUGAUUGCCCAUCCUUAAUUUCAAUGAAGCCUGUCUGACCAUAUCCAAACUGACAAUACAUUAGGACAGCUAGUUUCACAUUUGGAUGCCUUGUUGACUGAAAAGAACACUAGCAAGAAUUCUAAAUUGUUCAGGUUGGCUGGAGUAUACUUUGUAAUAGUUUGCACUAAAUUACACUAUAUUAGUAGAACUAGACUUUUUUUUUUUAAGUUUUUAUUUAGUUUUUGUAUUUGUUUAAGUUUAAACUCAUGCUGCCUCUCUAUGAUUUAAAUGAGUCAGGAUCUUUCUCACUCCAGUUCCAAAAAGCCAUGAGGUUUCAUAGUUUUUUUUAAGGGAAUACUAUAUUGUGUAAGAUACGGGUAAGGAAGGUACAGUUUGUGUUUGGACUCCGUCACACUUUAAACUGUCAAUAUUUUAAAGUUUUUUUAUACUUUUAUUAAAAAUACAUGUACACUGGUAUGUAUUUCUGUAUAAUUUGUCUUGAGCAAUUGUAGUGUGCGUAAUACUGUUGAUUUUAAUUUCAGCAUGUGUGCAAAUGGCACAUUUUAAAAUUAUUAUUAUACAUACCUAAUUCUAGCUGUUCUUGGACAUUCAUUGUGACGAGCUUGUAAAUUUAUUUUUGUACAUAAUAUUUGUAAAGUAAAUUAUGGGAAUUUUAAAACGUGGAA